GGGAGUUAGCGGACCCUAACCCCAUUGGGACGGACACGAGUCUCGGAUGCUUGACGCGGGAGGCUCAGCGCUCAGAUCCUGGCCGCUAUGCAUUGGUGAUGGGGCUUUUCACGAGGAGGGCCGAACACCUGGAGAGCACCCUCCCCGACAGCCAGAGUGCCGUCUCCUUCCGCGCGCUCCGUGCUCGAUUCUACGGCAAUGGCAAGGGCAAGGGCAAGGAGCGCGACCUCGACGGCGACUCCGCGACCAGCUCUACCGCAUCCCCGUCUCUCUCUUCACCUUACGCUCAUUCCGAUAAACAAUCCUUCGUCUCGGCACGAGCCUCGGAUCCGCGUGGUCUCUACAAGCAGUCACAGCGGGUCGCCUCCACGACCUCCAUAUCACUUGCGCGCCAUGCGGAGACCGUCAGCGAGCCAACAGGCCCUCGGCCGUCGACGGAUGUAGUAACGAUAACACUGGCGCAGCGUCUGAACGAGUUGGCCGCCGCCAAUUCAGAGGGUCUGCUCAGUGACGAUGAAUACCGUCUCCUACGGCAAAAUCUCUUCGAGAGAUUCGCCAGCAACUCACAAAUCCCCUCGGAGACGCCUCUCGUGCCCAUAUCUGGCGGUGGUCACGGCGCAGGCGGUAGUCGCAUAUCCAUCUCUUCCUAUGACCGCCGACAAUCCUCUCAGUUCUAUGUACAGUCUUCUCGGGCCUCGUCCGUCCAGUCCAAGAGUUCGCUCACUGCCAGCAUCGGCGGACUCCUCAAGCGAGCAGCUAGCAAAACCCGACGUGUCGUGUCCUCCCCAUCCGACCUGGGUGAUGCGGCUAGUUUAUUCUCCACCCAUUCCAACGGGGAUUGUACGCGCACGCCUCCACGCACACUCACUUCUCGAGCAAGUGAGUCGUCGUUCAGAAGCGGCCAUGAUCGUGCGCGCGCCCCGCAACUUCGGCCCAUCCUCACUCAGUCUGAACCGGAUGGCUCGAAUCCGCGACUGUCUCGAGGUAGGAAACGAUCCGGUUCAUCUGCCCCACCGUCGGCCUUUCCUGGGACAGCGUCCAUACUCGAGCCGACCAGUCCCACGAUGUUCGGGGAGCCAAUGCCCAGCGACGACGAAGUGCAGUCAGCCAAAGACAUCCGGCAUCACAUAGAGCUCGUCGAGGCGGAAGGGAGGCGACUACUAGACGCGUUCAACGGCCUGGAGUUGAGCACCCUGACGCGACGUCACAAGCGUCCCCACCUGCGGCCCACAAUCCCUAUGAGCCCCUCCGCAGAAAGCUCUUCCGUUCAUACAAAUGACGCGCCCUCGCUGCACACUACGAGAGACAUGGACGCGCUAUCCUUCAAGUCCGGCGGAUCGGGCCCGCGGACGCCCUCAAAGCGGCGCUCGCCCUCGGGGCCGCGCAAGAUGAACGCGUCGACGUCGACAUCCUCUACGACGCUGACAUCCCAGCCAUCCAAAACCGCGAGCCGCAAAGGCUCCAUCUCGUCCAUCUCCUCCCGCGGCCGGUCGGGGCUCAGCUAUCCCGGCCUGUCGCCGUCUUACGGCAUGGCGAGCAGCUCCAGCGUCAACCUCGCACGGAGCAUGAGCCACCUGCCGCUGGAGACCGUGGCAGAGACGGAGGGGCCCGCCGGCGGCCACCGCAAGUCGAGCACGGAGGAGUCAAAGUGGACAGGCGCCACGCUGGCGCCGGACGUGCCGCCGCUCCCCGGGCGCGGGCCCAAGAGCCCUCUCCAGGCGGGGGACGAGGACAUCCGGGCGAUGGAGACCGAGCUCGCAGACAUCCGGAGGCGGCGCGUGGAGGUGACGGCGCGGUACGAGGAGCGGCUGGAGUAUCUGCGCGCGCGGCUGAAGGGCGCGGAGCUCCGCGAGAAGGUGAUGAGGAAGUGAUUCAGAUCCUGGUUCGUGGUACCGGUGGCCUCGAUACCGAUGCUGCCGCGUCCAUGUCUAUUUGCAUAUACGCCCUGGCCCGACGCCCACUCCACGUCCCUUUGUUACGACGAUAUAUGGCCCGAGAUUUCGUUUCACUAUAGCACUGCUGUCCGUACUAUUACGAUACCCCCUGGUACCUCCGCCGCGAGCUGUGUAAUAGCCUUCUCUCUAUCUCGACUGCCCAGCCUAUUGGUUACAGCGAGAUAAUUUACAUAGUUCCGCGAACUCAUUGCGCUGUAAAUUACGUCUGUGCGCAACAGUUGGGAUAUUACGAUGACAGCUGACGUCUGAG
Messenger RNA from Fomitopsis serialis, 2205 nucleotides. RefSeq lists its product as uncharacterized. Lineage: Eukaryota; Fungi; Basidiomycota; Agaricomycetes; Polyporales; Fomitopsidaceae. The transcript is spliced from 5 exons. The record is from RefSeq and is a predicted model, not a curated record. The coding region runs from base 99 to 1871 and encodes 590 amino acids.